AUGAUCGCAAAUAUGGCUGGUCCGUCGAGAGGGCAUCGUAAAUUCCUCAUUGCCUCUGCCAUCACCUUGCUCCUCCUCAUCUACGCCUGCAACUCUAGAGGUCUGUUCGUAGGCGACAACCCGUUCUGGGACAAGAUCUCAAGACCUUCAUCGCCCUCGAAAUCCUCUUCAGCGAAGGAUGUCGGCGAAUCGAUCUUUCCCGAUGACUAUCGCUACGUCUCGGACGACCAGAAGGACUGCGAAACGUUCCUCGGCGCCUCGUACCUGACGGCCGCCGCUGCCAAACAGGCGGACUACUGCGAGGCAUCCUCACCCAGCAAGUUCCACUGCUUCUUAGCGCCGCGCCGCGGCGGCGAGUACAAGUCGGAUCCGACAUGUCUGGCUCAGGGAGUCCUGUACGAUCCAAACCCCAUCGAAUCCCAUAGGACGCUCUCCGAAUCCGAUGCCGCCACUCCGAGCGAAGCACCGAAGCCAUUCUCAUUGCAAUGUACACUCAGAAACUUCACUAACGAGAUGCUUCUCCACCCGGAGAGGAAAGACUCGCUCGCCGAUGUCCCUCCGGUUGAUAAGAUGGACGUGUACUGGUUCGAUACUGGACUGGGCCAGCAGAUGAAGGAGUGGGAGUUUGACGGCCAACGGGAGCAAAAGUGCAACUCGACAGACGACGGCUGGAUCCUGCUGGUCCGCCGCGAGGGCAACACCAACGUGUGGCACAAGCUGAUGGAGCCGUGGCAAGCCAUGCACUCGCUCGACAUCAUGCAGAUGGCCAGGAACCCGGCGACGGGCACGCCGUGGCUGAGCAAAAGGGACGCGGCAGACGUGCGCGUGGUCUUUGAGGACGACCGGCAGGAGGUGUACGACCGGUGGUGGACGAUGGUGACGGGCAACGCGCCCAUCCGGCGCAGCGACCUGCAGCCCGGCACGUGCUUCAAGAACGUCAUCCUCCCCAUGGCCGGCUCGAGCAGCCCCUUCUGGUCGGCGCUGCUGGAGACCAACUACCACGACCCGUGCCAGACCCGCUUCCUCCUCGACACCUUCAUCCGCCGCCUGUUCCGGUUCCUGAACAUCGCGCCGCGCCCGGCGGGCGACAUCCACGAGGACCCCACCAUCACCAUCAUCGACAGGAAGAAGACCCGCCGGAUCAUCGACAUGGACUCCAAGAGGCAGGCCCUCGAGAGGGCGUACCCGAGGUCGCAGAUCAACAUCGUCGACUUCGCCACCAUCACGAUCGAAGACCAGGUGAGGCUGAUGCAGGCGACCGACGUGCUCGUGGGCCACCACGGCGCCGGCAUCACCAACAUCCUGUACCUGCCGCCCGACGCGGCCGUCGUCGAGAUCUUCCCCCCCUUCUUCAGCAUGCGCGGGUUCCGCUCCAUCGCGCGCAUGCGCGGGCUGACGCACUUUGCGGCCCCGAGCAUCUGGCCCGAGGAGUACAACCACACCGUCCACGGCACGCCGCUGCCGGACGGGUGGCAGCGGCCCCAGACGGACCGCACGUGGCAGACCGAUGAGGUCGUAUACAUGACGGACGAAGAUUUCUUGGGCUACAUAGACGGCGCGGUCCGGAACCAGAAGAACAAGAAGCAUGACUAG
Thyridium curvatum is the source of this 1593-nucleotide messenger RNA. RefSeq lists its product as uncharacterized. Lineage: Eukaryota; Fungi; Ascomycota; Sordariomycetes; Thyridiales; Thyridiaceae. The coding region runs from base 1 to 1593 and encodes 530 amino acids. The transcript has a single exon. Gene Ontology annotation, cellular component: endoplasmic reticulum lumen. The record is from RefSeq and is a predicted model, not a curated record. Gene Ontology annotation, molecular function: protein N-acetylglucosaminyltransferase activity.